Camelina sativa (false flax) is the source of this 1068-nucleotide messenger RNA. NCBI's taxonomy places the organism in Eukaryota, Viridiplantae, Streptophyta, Magnoliopsida, Brassicales, Brassicaceae. The record is from RefSeq and is a predicted model, not a curated record.
CCCCAAAACCCUAAAUCAGUUUUGCCCAACUUCUCUCAUCACAUCACGAUCGAGUUUUUAGGGUUUUAGCUGUUGCGCUCUGUGAAGGCAGAGAAGAGUGAGGAAUUCGAAUUGCUCUGCUUCAGUCUGGGUUGAAAAAAUGGUGGCGGACAAGAGCAAAAAGGCGAAAACCGAAGAAGAGAACGUCGAGCAAAUCGAUACAGAGCUUGUCCUCUCAAUUGAAAAGCUUCAAGAGAUCCAAGACGACCUCGAGAAGAUUAACGAAAAGGCGAGUGAUGAAGUGUUGGAAGUGGAGCAGAAGUAUAAUGUGAUAAGGAAACCUGUUUAUGACAAGCGUAACGAGAUUAUCAAAGCCAUCCCUGAUUUCUGGUUGACUGCUAUUUUCAAAUAUCUAAGCUCUCUGGAUGUUGAGGAUGCUAAAGAUGUGAAAUCCGGAUACUCGAUCACUUUUUACUUCAAUCCCAAUCCAUAUUUUGAGGAUGGAAAACUAACAAAGACUUUUACCUUCCUCGAAGAAGGGACAACAAAAAUUACAGCCACCCCUAUCAAAUGGAAAGAGGGCAAAGGCUUGUCAAAUGGAGUGAAUCACGAGAAGAAUGGAAACAAACGUGCAUUACCUGAAGAGAGCUUCUUUACCUGGUUUAAUGAUGCUCAACACAAGGAGGACGUUGAGAUUGAGAUGCAUGACGAGGUUGCCGAUAUCAUCAAGGAAGAUUUGUGGCCCAACCCUCUCACCUAUUUUAACAAUGAGGCUGAUGAAGAGGACUUUGAUGGAGACGAUGAUGGAGAUGAAGAGGGGAAAGAAGGUGAUUCUGAUGAAGAUGAUGACGAAGAAGGUGAUGAGGAAUGAUGGGAAGGUUGCCCAGAAACCACAUUUGCUUACAUGUCUUCUCUAUAACAGAAUGUGUAAAGUUUUGUGUGUUGAGAGGUUUUUAAUUUAAAGCAAAAUGGAUUAUGACGACAACAGACAAGCUUUUAUAUUUUACCAUAAUAGUUACAUCUUGUUGUAUGAAACCAUAUUCAGCCUUUUGUUGCAUAACCUUGCUUAAAUGGUUUUUGAGUCUUACA